UUUUUUCGCUCGGCACGACUGGUGUGAGAAUUGUGACACCCUGCAUCACCUCUGCUCUCUCUGCGCAGAGAGUUAAGCAGAGACGUGUGUGAGUGUGGCGCAGGAGAGAUGGGCAGCAGGUUUUGUGGAGUGUUCAGAGGGAUCCUGUCAGUUCAGUUCAUCUAUGGGUUGUUUGGCGACUGUGUGUCACGGAUCAAAACAUGCGUUCCUUUUGGACUAGGAGCAACAUGGGGACACAGGGGAAUUUCAGACCAAAAUAUGGUAUUUUACGUCUUGGCAACUAGAGUACCCUACUGGAGACUACCUACUGUAUGGGAACGAUGUCCAAAGUGAAUGAAAGGACAAUAACUAAAUGAGAGCACUACCUCAAAAUAUCAUCUCUCCCCCUUUAUCCUGGAGCAGAAUUACUUAUCAAAGGCUAUUGAAACAGUAAAUCAAUUUUCAAAUGGCUGAACUUGAAGUAUGCAAACAUCUCAGUUUUGAGAAGGUGGAGCGAUGUAUGAGUGCCAUGCAGUCGGGGACCCAGAUGGUGAAGUUGAAGGCUGGUUCCAAGGGGCUGGUGAGACUGUUCUACCUGGACGAACAUCGCUCCUGUAUCCGAUGGAGACCCUCACGCAAGAGCGAGAAGGCCAAGAUCACUAUUGAUUCGCUGUACAAGGUGACGGAGGGCCGUCAAUCAGACAUCUUCCACCGCCAUGCGGAGAACAGUUUCGACCCAGCCUGCUGUUUCACCGUUUAUCAUGGCAACCACAUGGAGUCCCUAGACCUGGUGACCUCUAACCCUGAGGAGGCUCGGACCUGGGUGACAGGACUACGAUACCUGAUGGCUGGCAUCAGUGACGAGGACUCACUGGCCAAACGACAACGUACACACGACCAAUGGAUGAAGCAGACGUUUGAGGAGGCUGAUAAGAACGGGGAUGGUCUGUUGAACAUGGAGGAGAUCUACCAGCUACUGCACAAGAUGAACGUCAACCUUCCCCGCAGGAAAGUCAAACACAUGUUCCAGGAAGCGGACUCGGAUGACCAACAGGGCACGUUGACAUUUGAGGAGUUCAGUGUGUUUUAUAAGAUGAUGUCACUGCGGCGGGACCUGUAUCUGCUGCUCAUGGGAUACAGCGACAGGAAGGACCACCUGACUGCUGACGAGCUGGCCAACUUCCUGCUCAACGAACAGAAGAUGAUGAAUGUGACUACAGAAUACUGUCUGGAUGUCAUCGAAAAGUUUGAGCUGUCUGAAGAGAACAAACAGAAAGGCAUUCUGGGAAUUGAGGGUUUCACCAGUUUCAUGCGCAGCCCCACGUGUGAUGUGUUUAACCCUGAACACCAUGAGGUGAACCAGGACAUGGAUCAGCCUCUGAGUAGCUACUACGUCUCCUCGUCUCAUAACACCUACCUGACGGGAGACCAGCUGCUGUCUCAUUCCAAGACAGACAUGUACGCCUGGGUACUACAGGCUGGCUGCCGCUGUGUGGAGGUGGACUGUUGGGAUGGUCCUGAUGGAGAGCCCAUGGUCCAGCAUGGUUACACUCUGACCUCCAAGAUCACCUUCAAGUCUGUCAUAGAGACCAUCGACAAAUACGCCUUCAUCAACAACCAGUACCCAGUGAUACUGUCCAUAGAGAACCAUUGUAGCAUCCAACAACAGAAGAAGAUAGCCCAGCACCUCAGAGAGAUCCUGGGAGACAAGCUGGACCUGGGAGAGGCUCUCCGCAGAGACUCUAUACAGCUACCCAGCCCCCACUGUCUACAGGGGAAGAUACUCAUCAAGGGGAAGCGUCUCCCUCCCUACCUGUCAGUGGAUGUUGAGGAGGGGGAGGUAUCAGAUGAUGACGACAGUGCUGAUGAGAUUGACGACAACUUUAAACUGAAGAACAGCAAUAGCAAUGGUAACCACCAAGUGGAAAGUUACAUCAGGAAGAAGCUGGACUCUCUGUUGAAGGAGUCUCAGAUUGGAGACAAGGAGGACACAGACAGCUCUAGCAUCAGAGCCCUGCUCAGAGCCACACACGUGGGCCUGCAGAAGAACCUACCGAAUCCCAAAGAGGGACUUAAAAAAUCCCAAAGUCGAUCAUUCAUCAGCAACAUCAAGCAAAAGAGACACUCAAAAUCCAGGCUGAAGUCCCAGAGUACGGAUGGAGAGGAGGACGGACAGGAGACCUCUGGGAGAGAGGCAGGAGGACAGAUCACCAGGGGAGGGAGGAAGAGGAAGACGAUGAAGCUGAGUAGAGAUCUGUCAGACCUGGUUGUUUUCACUAACUCUGUGGCCUCUCAGGAGGGACUGGACGACAUCUCUCUGUCUCUCUCUCUCUCUCCCUAUUCUCCUUCUCUCACUUCCAUACCCUCUCUCUUUUUCAUCUAUCUAUCUCCUUUUUCACUCACUGCUCAGCCCUUUCCUCUCCUCAUUUCCUCUCUCAUCCCUCUCUCCUCUCGUCUGUCAGGUACUCCGGGGAAUGUUCUGUCAUUCAGUGAGACUCGUGCCCAGCAGCUAGUGAACCACAGAGCUGAGCGCUUCCUAUGUUUCAACCAGCGACAGCUGUCUAGAAUCUACCCCUCAGCCUACCGGAUAGACUCGUCCAACUUCAAUCCUCAGCUCUACUGGAAUGUGGGCUGUCAGCUGGUGGCUCUGAACUACCAGACAGAGGGCCGGAUGAUGCAGCUGAACAGAGCCAAGUUCAUGGUGAACGGUGGCUGUGGUUACGUCCUCAAACCUCCACCCAUGUGUAAAGGCUCGUUUAACCCUUUCAGUGACGACCCCCUCCCUGCCUACCCCAAGAAACAGCUGGUGCUGAAGAUCAUCAGUGGACAGCAGCUUCCCAAACCACCAGACUCUAUGCUGGGGGACCGAGGAGAGAUCAUUGAUCCGUUUGUAGAGGUGGAGAUCAUCGGCCUGCCAGUGGACUGCUGCAAGGAGCAGACUCGAGUAGUGGACGACAACGGUUUUAACCCUGUGUGGGAGGAGAACCUGUCCUUUACCAUCCACAUGGCGGAGGUGGCUCUGGUGCGUUUCCUCGUCUGGGACCACGACCCCAUCGGACGGGACUUUGUGGGCCAGAGGACAGUGGCCUUCAGUAGCCUGAUGCCAGGUUAUAGACAUGUGUACUUGGAGGGGUUGACUGAGGCGUCAAUCUUUAUCCACGUAUCAGUUCAUGACAUCUAUGGGAAGUGGAGUCCACUAGUCCUGAACCCCAGCUUUACCAUAAUGCACUUUCUAGGAGCCAACAAGGGUCGUCAGCUGCGAGGCAUCAGAGGCUUGUUCAACAGGCCCUCUAAGUCGUCAGUAGACACCAGCUGUGGUUCGGCCCUCAGGAAACGCUCCAUCAGUGACCACCUCCUCCGACGCACCGCCAGCGCCCCUGCCAACCGACGCAAGAAAACCAAGAUGAAGCUCGCUGAGUCCUCCACCUCCAUAUCAGACCGCAAGGCCUCCAUAUCGGACCGCAAGGCCUCUAUAUCAGACGGCAAGGACAGAGUGUGGGCCGGGGCAGGGGCAGAGGGGGAGGGGUCCCGGAACAGGGAAAGGGACAUGGAUGGGGUAAUGGUGGAGAGACGCCCAACACCCCUCACCCACAGGCCCAUCUCCAUGCCCCUGGAGAGACUACUGCAGGGACAGCUCUCCCUCUGCUCCCCCAACGAGGAGCAGACUGACCUGGGUGCAGACACACUCAUCGGAACGUCCCCCUUCAACCAGCCCAGGUCUCACUCUGUGGAACUCAUCGUCGAAUCAUCCGUCUCCCUUGAGCACAAAGUGUCCACCCCUUCCACCAAUCACAACAUCGCACAGGAUAACACCACAGAGUCUGACCAAUCCGAUGAGACCUCCUACCUGGCCAUUGGCCAAGGAGGAGGAACUGUAGAUGGUGACUCCAAAGACCAAUCACAGGACAGAGUCAACCCACCCAGCAAAGCUGAGGAUGUUUCUUCUCGCCAAAGGAUGUUGUGUGACCUCAGCAGCUCAACAGAGACAGAGAGCAACUGUUUACACGUACCUACUGAGAGCAGACCAGAGACAACAUUACUUAGUACAACAAACACACCAGCAACUUCCUCCUCUCCUUCAUCCUCUUCCUCUGAGCCCUCCAUCUCACUACUGAAUGUGGACCGGUCCGAUCUGCAGAGCCCCGUUCCCCUACAGGACAGCAUCAUCUCACAACUCAUUGACGCCGUAUCCCUUGGCAACGACACCACCUACGGGUCUAUUUCCGCUCUGAUUAGUCAGUUUGACCUCACCGGCGACCAGAAUGAUUUCACAAUGAACUCUGACCCCCACGCCCUCAGUGUCAUGUCCUGUCUGUCCCAUCCUGCUGUCUGGGACUCCAGCACACCCUAUAAGGUCACCAUAGACUAUACCACCCGAUAUAAAGACCCACAGACCACCACCUCCCCCCACAAGGCAAUGAACGGACCUAUCACUCCUCGAAAGGCAAGCCAGACCCCUAUCCACACAAACCAGAACCUACUCCCACCCCACCCCAAGACCUCCCAUUCAGACCCCCCUGCCCCACUUCUCUUCUCCAGUCCUGAGACCACAGAGCUGGAAGAGGUCUAUACCAUCCUGGAUGAGGAGGUCUUGUCUCCAGUCUCUGUCUACAACCUGAGGAAGCAGACCAUCGGCAACAUCCAGGCUGACUCUGAGGAGAGCACACCCAUGGGAAGCCUGGAGCCUUCCCCAGCCAAGGUGCUGCCUCUCCUGGGGGUAGAAGGCAACGGCAGCUGGGUGGGCUCAUGGAAGGGUGUGGUGGAGGAGACAGGAGAGGGCUACGGGGGUGACUGUGAUCCUAAAGGGUUGGGGUCAGUGGGAGAGUGGGGGUUGUCGUGGGGUUACGGGUGCCCGUCCAACAACAGCACAGUGUCUGACCAAUUCCUGUUGUGCCAUGACACGGAAGGAAGUAGUCUGAUGGAGGUGGAAAUUAACGUGGACGAGGAUCCACUGGAGAUGACCCUGACAAUGCCGGGACACAACCAUACCUGGGUCGCUACCAGCCCAACCAAAAGCUACGCUGCUCCCCAAAGCCAGCUUACCCAACUAUACCCCUAUCCCUGGCAUGCACCCCAACUCCAGCUCUCCCAGUGUCCUUCACCCCUCAAACAGCCCUCCCACCAGCCCUCCCCUCGCCAAGCCCCAUCAAUAACCCCUCAAACUCAGCCCUCCCCCUGCAAAGGGCCCCCCAGCCCCCUCCUCCUGAACAGCCACUCCUCCACCCAUUGCAGACACAUUACCAGAGCCCUCACCCAGCAGCACAGUUACAGUGGUCCCACCCAGUCCCAGACCAGGGGCUACCAGGGUGGGACAGGGGAAGGACAGGGUCAGGGAGAAGCGUCAGCCUGCUUCCAGAAUGUGCUCUCCUCCUCAGAGUGUCUGUCUGUUGUGUCUGGUCCAAGGUCUGUUAGCCUCCCCAGAGACAGAGGCCUGCACUCCCCCAGCUCAGACUGUAGUGUGGACUACAGCCAGCAAGACUACGACUGCUUCAGACCCUCCACUGCCUCGGCCUCCCACUACACCCAGCCCCAACCCCAGCCCCAAUCACACACCCAGCCCCUUCCCCAGGCCCAACCCCAACCCAAAUCAGAUACCCAGCUCCAAACCCAACCCCAAUCAUAUACCCAGCUCCAACGCCUGACCCAAACCCAACCCCAAUCAGACACCCAGCCCAAGCCACAAACCCAGCUCCAACCCCAAUCUGGUCACCCAUCACUGCCCCUUUUGGGCUCCACCCUCACCCCUCCUCUACCUAUCCUCAGACCAUCCACAGUCCCCAGCCCCUGCAAGUCCAAGUCUCUGAGUGACCUGACAUCAGAGGACAUCUCCUGCAACUUCCACAGCAAGUACAACGUUAUCAGCCGCAGCUUUAUCACCCCCUGUAUGAAGGAGCGGAGGAGAAUGAGGGGCCUGGGGGGUCUGUCCCAGCGGCUGCAGUCUGCAGACCCCCUCACUAAGCAGUUACGCAAACUAGUCACCCUAGAGGGGGAUGACAGAGACCGGGACAGACAGAUACCCCCCAAACCCUUCAUACCCCCAUCAGGCUCCUGCCCCUCCUCAAACUUUGUCCCUGACACCCAGGAGGACUCCCCGCCCCUCCUCUCUCGCCGUCUCUCCUCUCGGAGCCAGAGCCGUGUGCGUCACAUCAACAAUCGCGCUCGAGAGAGGCAGCGGGAGGCUCUGAAGCCCCAGGACAUGAGCGCCCCCUCCAGCGCGGGAGGGGUAGUGCUGCGUGCUAAAGUAGCAGCAGGUCAGAACCCCCCAGCUAACAGACACUCCACAGGCUCCUACAUAGCGGGCUACCUGGAACAGCUGGAGGACAGGGGGCUGCCUGAGGGGGGGUGCACCACACUGGGGUAUGGAUUUGGAGAUCACUAUGGUGAUCCUUAUCAUGAUGACUCUCUGCUGCCCACAGACUCCUGUAUACAAUCAGAACCGGAGGUCUACUUCCUGCUCAGACUCUGAACCCACUUCCUGGAUAUCACCUACAUAGAAUGAUGUAUAAUGUACUUCCAAAAUGCAGCAAAUCAGCUUCCUGCUUAGGACCGAGGAAAAAAACAUAUAUCCUGGUUGGGCUGUCCAAUAAUACUUUCAGAUAUAAAGUCAACUACCUGAUUGGGUCUGACAGUCUUGUCUGUAAAUGUAAAUAUGUUUUUUGUUCUUCUUCUUCAUGUCCUGAUCAGAAUGUUCUUUAAAUGUAGUUUGGAACAGACUGUUAUUAAACUACUUCCAUCUUUGAUUGUACCCAUUUCCUGUCCUGUCUGUUCCUGUAAUUCUACUUCCUGUUCAAGCUAACGCCAUCUACUAUAAAGCAGAAAAUAAGGAAACUUUACAAAUUUGUUUAACUCUGAAGGGAAGUGUUGUCUUGGUCUUUGUACAUUUUAAAUGUGUAUUAGUAUUAUCAGAGCACAGACAUCAAUGCAAUGUCUAUUCCACGUUAGUUCAACAUUGAAAUGACGUGGAGACAAUGUUGAUUCAACCAGUGUUUGCCCAGUGGGGGACCACUUUUAAGGGAUGGGAUCUGUUUCAUCAGAGAUCUUCCUCAAGCGUUCCUUCUCCUCUGACUGUCCUCUGUGUGCUGGUGUUGUUGGUACAUAUUCUACUGUAGAUUAGUUUUUAAUUUUAGGUGUUGUCAUUUAGUUGUGCUGUUUUCUGCAUGUUAAAUGUCCAGCGUGACUAUGCAUCGAUCUGUAGACAUCACAGUGCACUACUAUCUUUUCACAGAAUAGGUAAUAGUGGGAUUGGAUGAAAUACUCGGACUUCUUGCUUGCUCUGACUUCUCACUUUCUAAGAUUUUAAACAUUAUCACAUAUUUGUAACUUUUUGAGUUUAAAUGCUUGAAUUUUUUUUACAAUUAAUUUAAUACAGACGUGUAAGGGUUUUUCGACUGGACCAAGUUGCAUGUUUUUAUUCUUCUUUUCAGUGUUAAACCCAUCCUUUGUUCUUUGUAUGGUCACUCGGAACAUUACUGUGAUCAUUUCCCUACUGAUGUAAUAAAAUUCAUAAAAAAUUUGA
This is a messenger RNA of Salmo salar (Atlantic salmon), 7495 nucleotides long. The record is from RefSeq and is a predicted model, not a curated record. Lineage: Eukaryota; Metazoa; Chordata; Actinopteri; Salmoniformes; Salmonidae.